Molecule: messenger RNA, 1150 nt
Organism: Erythranthe guttata (spotted monkey flower)
Lineage: Eukaryota; Viridiplantae; Streptophyta; Magnoliopsida; Lamiales; Phrymaceae
Product: ras-related protein Rab7
Cellular component (GO): vacuolar membrane
Molecular function (GO): GTP binding; GTPase activity
Source: RefSeq, a predicted model, not a curated record
UCGCCAGCUGUUCUUUGUUUAUGGUCUAGAGAGAGAAACACUUGCAAAGCGAAAAAACAAGAGAGAGAAACGAAAACGAUCCGAUUCGAAUCAUCAGACUAAAUUCCAAUCGCCUUUUUUGUGCUUUCCACAGUCCGAAAAAUCGGGUCAAUUAACCCGCCCGAACCCGAUUCACGAUGCCGUCCCGCCGCAGAGCUCUCCUCAAGGUCAUCAUCCUCGGCGACAGCGGGGUGGGGAAGACCUCGUUGAUGAAUCAAUAUGUGAAUAAGAAGUUCAGCAAUCAAUACAAGGCAACUAUCGGGGCAGAUUUCCUGACAAAGGAAGUGCAGUUUGAGGAUAGACUUUUCACUUUGCAGAUAUGGGAUACUGCUGGACAAGAAAGAUUUCAAAGUCUUGGGGUUGCUUUUUACCGUGGUGCCGAUUGCUGUGUGCUUGUCUAUGAUGUCAAUGUGAUGAAAUCAUUUGACAACCUUAACAAUUGGAGGGAAGAGUUCCUAAUUCAGGCUAGUCCAUCAGAUCCUGAAAAUUUCCCAUUCGUUGUGAUUGGCAACAAGACUGAUGUGGACGGUGGAAAUAGUAGAGUGGUAUCUGAAAAAAAGGCUCGUGCAUGGUGUGCCUCGAAAGGGAAUAUUCCUUACUUUGAGACUUCUGCCAAGGAAGGCACAAACGUUGAAGAGGCGUUUCAGGUUAUCGCCAAGAAUGCCCUCAAGAGUGGAGAAGAAGAAGAAAUAUACCUGCCGGACACAAUCGAUGUUGGUAGCAGCAGUCAACAAAGGUCAACUGGAUGCGAAUGUUGAACAGAGAUUCAAAUAUUCUUCGGACGAAAAAAAAGAGAAAAGAAUUACUCAUGUGUUUUACUCUGGUGUUUGUAUUAUGGAGCGAAUUCGACUCUCGUUGGUUUUCUUGGUUAUUUUCGGUACAUACUAUAGUGUGUUGAUUUUACAUAGUUGCUUAUUCGGGGAAUGAUUUUCAGUAAAGCAUUGUUUAAUGGUUGCUAAAUUUUAUGUAAAACCAAUUCCCUUUUUUUUUUUCUGCAUUUUAUUGUAUUCAUUUACCAUCGUCUUGAGUAAAAAAAAUGUUCGUCCUCCAAACUUAGGGUCGUUUUGCACUUUGCCCCCUAAACAAAAAAAGAUUGUACUUUUUCGCCCCC